This is a messenger RNA of Caenorhabditis sp. 36 PRJEB53466, 438 nucleotides long. NCBI's taxonomy places the organism in Eukaryota, Metazoa, Nematoda, Chromadorea, Rhabditida, Rhabditidae. The record is from the annotation of a GenBank genome assembly.
AUGCCUCACGAUGAAGCGAAGAAAGUGGAGAAGAAGGUGGCAGUGUUGCCCGUGGGCCAGCACGGCGGUCUAAUCUGCGCCGACGCGAACGCAGAGGCGAGCAUCCGGGGAGGCGCCAGAGCCGGCGCCAGUUUGGCUCUCUUCGACUCGAGCAACCAUCACAAGGCGAGCGACACCUCGAGCCGAUACGCGGUCGGGAGCCUCGGAGCCAGUGGAGACGUCUCGGCGAGCGGACUGGACGUCGGAAUCGAUGCGGACGUGCUGCGCGCCUCCUACGAGACCGAACAUCACAAGAUCGGCGGCGGAUUGAGUCUGGACACGGGCCUGAAAUUGCAUGCGGACGGCGCUCGUGCUCAUGUGCUCGGAUUUGGAUUCCAUGGGAACGGCAAUGGAGUUGGUGUCAAGACGCCUUUCUUCGACUAUUCAUACAAGUUCUAA